This is a messenger RNA of Panicum virgatum (switchgrass), 696 nucleotides long. RefSeq names its product S-locus-specific glycoprotein S13-like. The record is from RefSeq and is a predicted model, not a curated record. The transcript is spliced from 3 exons. Lineage: Eukaryota; Viridiplantae; Streptophyta; Magnoliopsida; Poales; Poaceae. The coding region runs from base 1 to 696 and encodes 231 amino acids.
AUGGCAUGUCAGCCUCGUCGCCUCCUUGCCGUUGCUGUUGCCGUCGCCGCCGUCCUCACCCUCGCCACCACUCUCCUCGCCUCCCCCUCUACGUCCACCAACACCGCAGACAGCCUGUCUUUUGGCUCAUCCUUCGCCGGCAACGAGACCCUCAUCUCCAACAGCAGCGUCUUCGAGCUUGGCUUCUUCACGCCGGAGGGGGGCAGCGGCACGUAUCUCGGCAUCUGGUACCAUGGAAUCCCGGAGCCGACCAUUGUUUGGGUCGCCAACCGAUAUUUAGAAGUCAGGGGGCCAUGGCCCCCUUUCAAAUGCACUAAGCUCCGCCAGUGGUCGGUUCCCCUGGCCGGCGGGCAGCUCCAGGUCGUGGACGGCAACACGGUGCUGUGGUCAUCUUCGGCGGGCAAUGUGACCGGCAGCGCCGCACGACUACUAGACACCGGCAAUUUCGUGAUCAUCGUGAAGAACACAAGCUCCGACGAUGAUGAAAGCAUAUCCUGGCAGAGCUUUGAUCACCCGACCGACACCCUGCUCCCCGGGAUGCAGCUGGGACUGGAUCUUCAGUCCGGCGUCAGCACAAGCCUCACUGCUCGGACAAGUGUGACUGAUCCAUCACCGGGUCAACGGAGUUUGAUUUCACUGUCUCUGGCUCCAGCUUCAGUUACUCUGUUCGCAUUGCUUCGCUUCUAUCCCGCUUAG